Messenger RNA from Mugil cephalus (flathead mullet), 8532 nucleotides. RefSeq names its product pleckstrin homology domain containing, family H (with MyTH4 domain) member 2 (gene plekhh2). Gene Ontology annotation, molecular function: actin binding. Gene Ontology annotation, biological process: negative regulation of actin filament depolymerization. The record is from RefSeq and is a predicted model, not a curated record. Gene Ontology annotation, cellular component: cytoskeleton; cytoplasm. Lineage: Eukaryota; Metazoa; Chordata; Actinopteri; Mugiliformes; Mugilidae. The transcript has 30 exons. Bases 120 to 4538 code for a protein of 1472 amino acids.
GAGAGCUGAAAUGAAAACCUCCGGGAAAGAGAGUAAUUCAUUUUUUAGUCAUGAAGUAGGUUUUCCUCCACGAGAAUAACACGAAACAUGGCGUGAAGUCCCUCUCGGGGAGUCUCUACAUGAAUAUACAGCAAGGAGGGUCGAGCGUCAUGGCGGAGGGCGAGGAGGCGAUGAGCCAGGAGGACUGGAAGGAGAAGUGCAUCGUCCUGGAGGCGCUGCUCAUGAAGUUCAGGGUUCAGAUCGUCAAGAUCCGAGAGCUCACGGCGGAUAAGAUUCAGCAGCUGGAGACGCAGGUGAUAGAUGCGGAGAAACGAGCUUUCACCGCUCACCAGCAAGUGCAGUGGAUGGAGGAGAAGCUCAAGGCGGCAGACGGCGAGUCAGGAGACUCGGAGGUGCGUCUGUUUCAGCAGUGCCAGGAGCUGCAGGCCUUAGUGCAGGAGAAGGAGGACGUCAUCGCUCAGCUGGAGCAGCAGCUGGAGGAGCAGAAACAGGUCCGACUUCAAGAUGCCAAAACAGUGGAGGAGAAAGCCGCCAAGAUCAAAGAGUGGGUGAUGCAGAAGCUGUCAGAGUUUGAAGUGGAGAACGCAGCAUUGAGAGAAACCAACAAAAAACAGGAGGCUCAGAUUUUGGAGCUACAGAAAGAAGUUCAAGCCUUCGAGCAGAAGUGUGGUGCUGGCCGAGGCGUCCUGAGCAGACCUGGUGAGGCUCAGCGUCUCAGCAGCCUGACAUUUGGCUGUUUCCAGGUGAGGGGUAAAAGCCCCCAGGUCCUAACUGGACCGGCACCGUCCCAGAGGACCCUCAACGCAUCGGGAGAGAGCGAGGGCAGGGCCAAAACUGAGAAGAGCAGUAAGCAGACGUCCUCCUCUAGGACAGACGGUGAAGCCCAGAGAUCAAACCAAGCCGUGCUCCUGGAGGACAACGGUGGACCCGAGCACCCUGAUGAGAACGCGUGCGGACCCGAGUCCCGCGGCGUCUCGUCUGUCCUCUCCAGCGCCGCCUCGGAGGGCGACGCAGGAGAGAGCGACGGCAGAGGGGGAGGCUGCAGCCUGGAGUUCAGCCGGCCCGGCAGCGAGACCUACCUGACCGCUUCGGACGACAGCAGCUCCCUGUUCGACGACGACAUGCAGUGCGCCGAGCGUCCCGGCUUCAGCCUGACACCAGACAGGACUCUGCCGGGGUCUAAGGAGGGGGGGCAGGAGGGACACUGGGCCAAACUGGAGGACUGCUCCUCCGAGGAGCUCAACAAACGGUUCCAGUCCCAGAGGCUCGACUCCUCAUCGUCCUCCAGCGAGCCCAACACGCCCAGCCCCAUCCUCACACCCGCCCUCACCCCUAAGCGGCCCAACCCUCCCCAGGACCCGAGGGACAACCCCGCCUCGCCCAAGCAGCCCCGCCUGAGGACCCCGGCCGGUUUCGGCUUGAUGAAGAAACACUUGAGCCAGCCGCCCAUCAGCAGCGAGGCGGCGCACGGGCAAACGCGCAACGCCCUCAGCAUGCUGCGCCCCCUCCGGCCUCAAGAAACCGACCUGGACCAGCAGCAGGAGGCCGGCAUGGAGACGGGCGAGGACGGGACCAGGUCUCAGACGCCUCCCACCAUGACGCACUUACAGACCUCAUCCGACUGUGACGGCUCUGCGUCUGGAAACAAGCCCCCGACUCCUCCUUUACACAGGCUGCCGUCCUGGGAAAGUCGUAUCUACGCUGUGGCUAAAUCAGGAAUCAGACUGUCGGACACGUCCUGCUCAGACCUUUGUAGCAAAGACCCCUCUCUGCAGUCGUCCUAUCCUGCCUUUGUGAUGUACACGUCCCUCAUCUAUAAAAACAUGACGACGCCAGUUUACACUACUCUGAAGGGAAAAGCCACUCUCCUGAGCAGCAGCCCGUUCUCAGACGAGUCGUCCAGCUCCGAGGAGUCGUCCAGCUCAGGGGAGGAGGACGGCUCCGUCUGCAGCUCUCACGCCUCCUCUGGCUCCAGGAAGGACAGCAGCCCGGGCAGCCCACGCUCUCUCAAGAGAGCUGUGUCCAUGGCUUCGAUGACGUCAGAGAGCGACUACGCCAUCCCACCUGACGCCUACUCCACCGACACCGAGUGCUCCGAACCUGAGCAGAAACUACCCAAGACCUGCAGCUCGGCCAGCGACAACGGCAAGAGUGAGCCCAUGGAGAAGUCAGGCUACCUGCUGAAAAUGGUCAAGACCUGGAAGAAAACGUGGAAGAGACGCUGGUUUGUCCUCAAAGACGGAGAGCUGCUCUACUACAAAUCACCUAGUGAUGUGAUCAGGAAACCUCAGGGUCAGAUCGAAGUCAACGCCACCAGCAGCAUCGCUCGUGGAGAAGGGAAACAAGUCCUCCAGAUUGUGACGGGGAAGCGUGUUUACUACCUGAAGGCUGACUCUCCGAACCUGCUGGAGGAAUGGCUGCGGGUGCUGCAGAGUGUUCUGAGGCUGAAAGCUGCCAGCCCCCUCUUCACUCAGCCGGAUAUUCGCCCUGGCAUGAAGGGACUGCUCAUUAAGGUGAAGCACGGCUACUCUAAACGGGUUUGGUGCGCCCUCAUUGGGAAGACGUUGUACUACUUCCGCUGCCAAGAGGACAAGUUCCCGCUGGGUCAGAUUAAGCUGUGGGAGGCCCGGGUGGAGGAGGUGGACAGGUCCAGAGAUUCGGACGACGAGCUGAAGGCGUGUGGGCGGGGCUUACAAGGGGCGGCCUUCACCAUCGCCGUCCACCCGCAGGAGCAAGGCCCCACUUACCUGCUCAUCGAAUCCCGUCACGAGAAGGAGUCCUGGCUGUACCAUCUGUCUGUGGCAGCGGGCACCACCGUGGGUAAGGUCGGCACCGAGUUCGAGCAACUGGUAGGAAAACUGUUCCAGCUGGAUGGAGAUCCAAACUCUCAGAUUUGGAGACAUCCCACGUUGUGUUUCAGUAAAGAGGCUCUGUCUUCUCCUCUCACCACUCUGCCCUCACAGGCUCUGCAGACCGAGGCUGUUAAACUCUUCAAGACCUGUCAGCUUUUCAUCAACGUGGCCAUCGACGCCCCGGCCAUCGACUACCACGUCUCUCUGGCCCAGAGCGCCUUGCAGGUGUGCCUGGCCCACCCCGAGCUUCAGAACGAGCUCUUCUGCCAGCUCAUCAAACAGACCCGCAAGAGGCAGCCUCACGGCCACCCGGGCCCCCUGCAGGGCUGGCAGUUUCUGGCCUUGUGCGUCGGACUGUUUCUGCCUCAGCAUCCGGUGCUUUGGCUGCUCCAGGUUCACCUGAAAAGACACGGAGACUCCAGGACGGAGGUGGGAAAAUAUGCCAUCUACUGCCAGCGCUCAAUGGAGCGGACCCAACAGAAGGGGGAGAGGCAGGCCAGGGCGUCCCGUAUGGAGAUCCUGUCAAUCCUGCUGAGGAAUCCCUACCACCACUCCCUGCCUUUCAGCGUGCCCGUUCACUUCCUCAACAACACAUACCAGGUGGUGAGCUUCGACGCUUCAACCACGGUGGACGAGUUCCAGUGUCGCCUCAACCAGGACACUGGCAUGAGAAAAACAGGACUUUCCGGUUUCAGCUUGUACACGGACGACCCCACUGGACGAGAGCUGGAGCACUGUCUGCAAGGAGGCAUCAAGAUCUGCGACAUUAUCUCCAAAUGGGAGCAGGCUUCUAAGGAGCAGCACACGGGCAAGUCUGAGAACACCAGGACUGUCCGUCUCACGUACAAGAACAGGCUGUACUUCUCUCUCCAGGUGAGGGGGGAGUCGGAGAGGGAGAGGCUGCUGCUGGCCUAUCAGACCAACGAAGCCAUCAUAGCGGGACACUUUCCCGUCAACAAGGAGCUGGCUCUGGAAAUGGCCGCCUUGCUCGCCCAGGUGGAGUUCGGAGACUUUGAACGUCCCUUCUCUGCCGCUGGUUCCGCUCAGACCAAGUCAAACCAAAGCCUGAAGCAGGUUUUGGACAGAUUCUACCCUAAACAUUACCGCAGGACCACAACCGAGGAGCAGCUCAGACAACUGCUGCAGCGCCUCUCCGCCCGCUGGGCCUCGCUCAGGGGUCGAAGUUCAUCCGAGUGUGUCAGGAUCUACCUGACGGUCGCCAGGAAGUGGCCUUUCUUUGGCGCCAAACUGUUUGAAGCAGAGUCCAUCACUUCAUCUCCAGAGCCGGGCGUGCGUCUUUGGCUGGCAGUGCAUGAAGACGCCAUCAGCGUUCUUGAGCACAACUCCAUCAAGCUGCUGGUGUCCCACCCCUACAAGAACCUGAUGACGUUCGGAGGCUGCAAGCAGGACUUCAUGCUGGUGGUGGGUCAGAGCGUUGGGACCAACGCCAGCAAAGACAAACCCACAGAGAAGCAUCUGUUCGCCAUGGACGCCUCCAAGAUCAGGGAGAUCACCCUCCUCGUCUCCAGCUACAUCAACAGCGCUCAUCAGCAGAAGGCCGCCGCCCACCACCUCUCCGCCCCGGCCCUGAUGGUGGCGCAGCCCGUCAGCCUGAAGAGCAAAGAGCUGAGGAGCAAGUCCCCCCCAGCGCUGGGUCGGCCCAGCAAGACCCCCACUCUUCUGUGAAACCGAAAGACAGCCAGGUCUAAUUUAAACGGAGGCGGCGAAAUGAAGGGUUUUAUUUACAGGUGUGCGCUCGUGGUCAGACAUCUGGGAGACUUGCGUCACGAAUCUGCCGUGUGGAAAGAUGGCGGCGUAGUUCCUGCAGAUCAGCUGAGGUUUGCGGCCGCGUUGAUGAUCUCACGGCGCGGUGCCUUCGUCCCCUCAUAAGUUUUUUAUGAGGAGGUGUGGGUGAGGCUGGAGCACUUGAGUUGAUCACCAGGGAACAAAGGUGGCAUCGAAGCAGCAGUGAGCAGCUUGUUCCUUGUUAGGCCGAGACUCUGGAGAGAGAAAUCAACAGUGUUUAUUGACAGACUGAGACGUCUCAUCCGUCAGCUUUCAUUUUGUAAAGAUGCCAUCUGAAGUUAAUGUUCCCAUUCUUGCCUUAAAACUAAUGUCAUAAACGGUGUAGAAAUAACAUGAAACUUUGACACUGAAUAAUGUAAGAGUUUUUUUUUUGUGUGUGUAUGUGAAGCUUAUCCACCAGGUAGUGAAACCACUCGUGUUAACUCCAUCAGCACCAUCGUCAUAUCUACAAGCAGUGAAACAGGAUGUGUCAUUAAGCGAGAUGAAUAUCAUUACUAAAGCAACCACAUACGUCAAAUCCAGCAGAAGCAUCAAUGUAGACCCAAUAAAGUGGCACAAAUACACAUACAAGAUGUAAAUAUAGUUCAUUUUAGUCACUGGAACUUGGGAAUCAAUUUCGAUUUUCCCUGGCUGGGUCAGGCUGGCUAACUUUCCUCAGAAUAUCCAGCUUUUCCUUAAACAUUGACCAUGGAAAUAUCUUUCUAAGAAGAUCUGCAACCAAAUCAAUAGCGUUUCCUCCUUCCGACCAUCAUUACUUCAGAUAUUAGCUAUAAAAAUGUUAAUGGUAGUGAUGUUCGAUACCGAGUGAAAUUCAGGGUGGUAUCGGCGAUACCGAACCGAUACCGAUACUUUUUUAUUUAUUUAUUUUAAACUCUGAAGUGUAUCGAGGUAGUGACCUCAUUUUACUAUAUAGCCGAGCUAAUACAACGACAGAAAAACCAAACAGAGUCACACAGUCAUACAAAGUAUGUGAAAAUGGCGCUAAAAACACCCAUUACCUCGAAUUACUAAAGUAUCGAUAUUUUGAUUUUGAGAAUCGAUAUUAGACCUCCUGGUAUCUGGAAUCAGAAGUAUCUAUAUUUCAUUUAUCGGUCACUAGUUAAUGGUGGUGAAUUGCUUGUGCAGCUCUCUGAGCGUCCAGUCAGAGGACGCCAAAGCCCUGACGCCACCGUAGAAGUUUAAGGUACAAGUGAGCAGCGUGACGUGCAAAAACAAGACACUUUUCAGGAACGAAAAAUAGCACAAUACAACACAAUGACACAAUGACACGAUACAUGACUGUAAGAGUAAAGGGAACAGUGCGUAGAGGAAGUACAAGUUAUGAAUAAUAACAAAUAUUAACAGUAGACAGGCGCAGAAAACAGGUGCUAAGGUGCAACUUCAAAAGCUCUGGGUGGAAGACUGAGGUGUGAUGAGAAUAGGGAAGAGCGCACAUAGUUCAACCCUGUUUGCAUUUAGUUACUGAAUAGCCAGGAUUGUGGUAAAACUUUAAUCGUGUGAAUGACUUGUACCAGAAAGGUGCAUUCACUCAGAAUUGCAGGGAUAAGGUAUGAGAAGGUGAAGCAGGUCUGUUUUAUUUUCUAUCUCUAAGUUAUUCUACCCUUUUUUUUUCUUUUUUUUUUAACGCCACAAAUGAUAACAAACAUUUCUCUGCACUGAGUUCCUUCCUGAGUUCCUUCAAACCCUGUCACUCGUUACACAGUUGCCCCCCCAAAAAAACAAAAAAAAAAACGCUAUGUUUCUGUAGUAUCUUUAUUAUUCACACCGACCAGGCGUAACAUUAUGACCACCUUUCCAACAUUGUGUAGGUCUCACUUGUUGCCUCCAAAACAGUCAUGACUCAUCAGAGAAUGGACAUGGGCCUUCGCCGCGUCUAUGAAGUGGUUUCUGUUGGUGCUGAUCAUGUGAUAAAAAAAAAAACAAAAAAAAACUGAACUCAGUUUGAUUGUAAUCUCUUUUUCAAAAGCUGACUUAGUCUUAAAGCCUUUUUAUUCAUUAGUCCAAUAAAAUGCAUUUAAAAUCAGGGGUCUUCAGCGUUUUUCAGCCCGACGACCAACAAACUGGUGGUAGAGAUUAAGUAGGGACCCUCUACCUACUAUAUGUGUUCUAUAUUAAACUCGGCCUAGUGCUAUUUGCAUUCAAUAUUAUGCUAUUCAAACAUUUCACAGGUUCAAAUGUUCUUUUUAUUUAAAAAUUUCAAACAAAAACAGUAGAGUGGCCGUGCGACUGCCCUGAGGGACCCCCCCCCCUCGUUGAAGACCUAUGAUGGAUGGUUCCGGAUAGAAAACCUCCACUGACAUAAUUCCUCACAAAACCCGCCCCUCCGUCCUCCCCAUUGGUGCGAGCGACCCUGACGUGUUGAUACCUGCAGCAGGUGCCCGGCAGCCACCACCGGCUGACACACCCUCAUUCCUGUGGCCUCUUUCACAGAAGACACACGAAGGCGGGGGUGGUGGUGGGGGUAGGGACGCUGGGAGAUACAUGACACCUAAGUUGAACUAGUUAGAGACUUGCUUUUCUGCUUGCGUUGCUAUGGGACCGCAGAGGGGGAGGGAGGGAGGGCUAGAAACAGGGUGAGGCACAAGGGAACAAAGGCACAAUAGACAAGUUUACGCUAACAUGACGUCCGAAAACAAGUGUAAGAGUUUCAUGCGUUGGUUAAACUGGGUUUUUUUUUGUUUUUGUUUUUGUGGGAAAUAUGUGAUUCAACCUUAAGCAGGGCUUCACUUAGACACAAGGUUUAAACAGGGACUGCCCUCAGGGGAGCGACGCCGAUCAUGUAACGAAAAGAGUCGAGGGGGGAUUUACAUAUUUCCUUUUUUUAUAAUUUUAAAUUAUUUUUACGUCCCAUAGUUUCGCCUUAAGCGUAGUCUCUCCCACUUCACGUCUGAUCUCUGCUACUCCGGAGUUCCCUGGACUUUGGCUUUUUCCGCCUGACUCAUGAACAAAACGUCCUGCAGUUUCACUUGAAGUCCAUUUAAAGCCCUUGCUCAGUAUUUGUUGUGUACAUAGCACAGGUGUCCGUUUGAACCGGACGGACAGGUUGGACGCCAUGCCGCGCAGCCCGGCACACCGCGGGACCGGGGGUAGGGCUCAAAAACCACCUCCUCUCUGCACAAAACAGGUGUUGCCACCAGGAGAGAAGCCUCAGUUAAACAAAAACAUUAAAGCAGCCUUUCCCCCACACACACAUCACCUCAACUGUUUGUGUCACGGAUUCCAAAACCUUUCAAGUCGAGAAUGAACAAGCUUCCUUUUGUUUUCCCGUUUCUAUAAAAAGUGCCCCCUAUGAAAAGCAGUUUCUUUCACCGGAGACACAUUUAAAGUAGACCAUGCCACACCCAUUCGAAGCUUUUAUGUGCUCGGUAUCAAAGCAGCCAUCUUACAGGGAAGUGAUAAAGAGGUUCUGAGAAAAUGUCAUCAUCGAUACAAGCCAAGGUUGGAGCAUGGCAACACAAAGAGCGCUCAUUAUCGCAAGACUGAAUCAAAACUGCUGCAGGCAAAAUGGCGUCCUGCAGGUUCAUGUCACCUCGUCCCUUCCUCCAACCCAGUAGUUUUCCACUGUGACUAAAACGCAAGAAACACGCACCACACCACCAGUUGUAGGUUUUUUUCCAAACAUUUUUUUUUUAUUAAAAACAAUUCAGCACACACACAUACACAUAUUAGUAAGAAACAGCCUAUGUACAGCCUAUGAUGUAGAAUUUAAACCAUUCAAAAAAGUUCGAACGUUAAAAUGUGGCACGUUGCCAAGCACAGCGAGUUGUGGCACUGUGAAUAUAUUAUGGAUAUACAUGGAAUGACAGUUACGAUUACACACAGCGCCGACAAAAAAAAAAAAAAACAAAAAAAACAAAAACUCAAAACAAUAAAA